UCAGUUUUGAAUCGACUACCGAACAGUUUAAACAAUGUAUUCUCCCGUGCAAUUUACGGCUCUUGCGCUGAUUUUUGCCCAGUUGUUAGGCGCAAUACAUUGUGGAGUGUACGAUAAUACGGAUAAUUGGGUCUUAUCCAGUAAGUCAAAGAGUUUCCCCGAGAACGCUGUUCUCGGCGGCUUUGAUCCGGAAGGCUAUAGAAGUUUCGUGGGACGCGUCCUGUAUGCCGGCUCUGUUGUGCCAGCACGUAUUAGAGCCGAGACUGCAUAUGUCACAUUUAACACCGACUCAGUCGCUAAUACAGCGACCUCCUACGAAGUACUGGUUUCCAAUGAAACCCUCAGCUAUCAGUGGGUGCGCAGCUUUGAUGGAUUCAUGGAGGAUAAUGCCGUCUCUGUUGGAACGAGCUCUACCAACGAACGCGUUUAUAUCUGCCGGGCAAGAACCUACGACGCAGUGUUCAUCGGUACCCUGUAUCUAGCGCAAAGGAAAUGUAACAUCCGUUAUGAGUCUAUUCCCCCGAAAAUGUACGAAAAAUACGAGGUGCUGGUUCGAAAGCAAAAACCGGCAGAUUGUGUACAUUUCGAUAAUCAAAUAAAUUGAUAAAAUUGCGAGUGGGAUUGCAUAUGAACAUUAA
Molecule: messenger RNA, 638 nt
Organism: Drosophila grimshawi
Lineage: Eukaryota; Metazoa; Arthropoda; Insecta; Diptera; Drosophilidae
Exons: 1
Coding region: 35-604 (189 amino acids)
Source: RefSeq, a predicted model, not a curated record